Messenger RNA from Lactuca virosa, 1830 nucleotides. NCBI's taxonomy places the organism in Eukaryota, Viridiplantae, Streptophyta, Magnoliopsida, Asterales, Asteraceae. The record is from the annotation of a GenBank genome assembly.
AUGGCUUCUUUCCAACUUGUUAACACCUUCACCAACACCACAAGAAAACUGCCAGAUUCCACCUCCAGCCGCUGUUUCAAGACUCACCCCCAAAAAAACCACCGCUUCAAAGUCUCAUGCAACGUCGCACCAGAUGGCAAUGAGAAGCUACUCUUAGUCCCAGAUAGCAAAAACCUUAUACUGCCAAAACCAUCUCUCGACACGCUUAAUGUAGAUCGGAGGAACUUGCUACUGGGACUCGGUGGCCUUUACAGCACCGUCAACUUCAGCUCUCUUCCGGCGGCCAUUGCCGCCCCUAUCACCACGCCUGACAUCUCCACAUGCAUCCCGUCAGAGCAAGGCUUCAACGUGCAGGACUCCGUAAGAAGCAACCAAUGUUGUCCGCCGAUGAUGACCACAACCCCGAAAGACUUUGUGUUCCCUAAAGACAACGCAAUCCGGGUUAGACCAGCGGCACAUAGAGCCACCCCCGAGUACGUGGCAAAGUACAAAGCAGCAAUCCAAGCGAUGAGAGAUCUCCCAGAUGAACACCCACAUAGUUUCGUUCAACAAGCUAAAAUUCAUUGCGCUUAUUGCAACGGUGGUUAUACUCAAGUCGCGAGUGGUUAUGCUGAUAAGCAACUCCAGAUUCACAACUCAUGGCUCUUCUUUCCUUUCCAUCGUUGGUACUUGUAUUUCUACGAGAGAAUCCUCGGGAAGUUAAUUGAUGAUCCCACUUUCGCUUUACCUUACUGGAACUGGGACAAUCCCGCCGGAAUGUCAUUUCCAGCAUUUUUUGAAACCGACGGCAAGAGAAACCCUGUCUUUGACGCGUUCCGCAACGUCAACCAUGUAUCACCAGAAGUAGUUGUCGAUCUCGACUACAAUGGAUCAGAUAGUGGCGCUCCUUGUCUUCAACAGAUAAGCACCAAUCUUGCUGCAAUGUAUAAGCAGAUGGUCAGCAACGCUACUGACCCGUUAAGUUUCUUUGGUGGCGAGUUUCGGGCUGGAGAUGACCCCUUUGGAAAUAGUGACCCAUCUGUCGGAUCAAUAGAGGCUGGUUGUCACACUGCGAUGCACAGAUGGACAGGUAAUCCAAGAAUGCCAAACAACGAGGACAUGGGGAACUUCUACUCUGCGGGGUACGAUCCUGCGUUCUACGUCCACCAUGCAAAUGUUGACCGUAUGUGGAAAGUAUGGAAGGAUUUAGGCAUCAAAGGACACAAUGAACCUACAGACCCUGAUUGGCUUAAUGCAUCAUACGUGUUUUAUGAUGAAAACGAAGAGCUUGUACGUGUUUACAACAAAGAUUGUGUCCAAAUUGAAAACUUAAAAUAUGAUUUCGAAUUAUCUCCACUCCCGUGGCUGAAGAACAGACCGGUUGCACAUACCAAACCAGACACCACCACGAAACCUGUUGAAAAGGUUACAGUGCCGGACGUGAAGUUCCCCAUUAAGCUAGACAAGAUACAGAAGGUCCUUGUGAAGCGGCCAGCAAAAAACCGAAGCCAAUCAGAAAAGGAAAAAGCGACUGAGCAGUUGUUGAUCAAAGGAAUCAAGUUUAAUGUCUCCAAGUUCGUCAAGUUUGAUGUGUUUGUUAAUGACCAAGAUGAUGUUCCCGCAAGCUCUGCAUCCGAGAGCGAGUUUGCAGGUAGUUUCGCACAGUUGCCUCAUCACCAUGGCGGCCACAAAAAGUUAAUGACAAGUGCAGCAAGGUUCGGUUUAACAGAGCUUUUGGAGGACAUCGGAGCCGAGGAUGAUGAGUAUAUUUUGGUGACAUUGGUGCCAAAGGUAGGGGCCGAAGAUCUCACCAUUGACGAAAUCAAGGUGGAGUUGGUUCCUAUUGUUUAA